AUGUUAAGUGAAUGGGGUUUUGAAUUUGCAUGUAAGGUAUACAUGUUAUAUAUCACUGGAAAGCUCUCGAUGCGUAGAUUACGUUUCUGUAAAAAUUUUGGUUAUAACAUUAAUAGAAUGGUUGCUAGAGCUCUUUAUAGUUGGAAACAAAAAAUGAAAAUACCAUCGGAUAGGAAAUUGCCAGUUUAUAAAUUGAAGGAACCAUUAAAAUUUCAAAAGGGUAAUGGUAUGUGUUUAGAAAGUGAUUAUUAUCUUCAUUUAGAGGUUCAUAUUCAAGGGUUUACAUUUGGACUCUAUGCAUAUAUUACAAACAAUAUGAUUGGAAUUGAUUUGGUCAUGGGACAGGACACUUUAGCUCAAUUUAAUGGUAAUCUAAGUUUUCGUGAUAAUAUAUUUCGUUGUAAAACUAUUCCAUUCUAUAUGACUUCUGAUUUACACUUGAGGCCCAAUCAAAGUAUUGUUAAGAAUCGAGAUGUUCAUAUGGUAUCAAGUAAUCGCUUAUCUGAAGCAUGUCCUAAACCACCUUCUGUUCUUAUAACAGAUCAAGCUUCAUCACUUACUGUAGCUAAUCAUGGUAGAUUAUUAGUCAAACGCUAUAUAAAAUCAAUAACCAAUCUUCUUAAAUUCAAUUUAAUUCAGUAUGGUACUGAUUGGGUCAGAUAUAUAUCUACUUGUUGUUAUGCCUAUAAUUCAUUUGUUUCACCUAAACUUGGUAAUUUUAGUCCUUAUGAGUUGAAUACACAAGUUUGUAACCAAAAGGGUUCUAAUUCUACAUGGAUUAAUGUUGAGAAUGUUGUUCAUUUAUGUAAUGUAGUUCCAGAUUUGCUAUCCAAUAAUAAGUUACAAGUAACGGCAUCUGAAGACUUUCACUGUUUAGAUAUUGGUACUUCAUCUACUGAACAAGGAGGUGCAUCAGGAUCCAAAAAGAUUGAGUCUAGUACUGAAGAACAAACUGAAAGUAUACCAACAGAUAGUAGUGAUAAUUAUGUGUCUUAUGGCCAUAUUAAUUAUACUUAUAAUAUCCAAAGGUUUUUUCAGAGUUGUCCAUUAACUUUAUCAUCUAAACAAUGUGAAGAUGCUGAACUAUCAGAAAAAGAUCAUGAUGGAAAAGGUGUUGAUGAAUUUCUAAUAAACAUUCCUUCAGUUCAACCUGUACAUAGUGAUAGCAGUAGUGUUAAGGUUAAUACAUCUGAUUUAGAAGUUGCAGUUGGUUCUCCUCGUGCUAAUGAAGAUUCUCAAGUAUCAGAUGAUCUAAUACCACCUCCUAAUCCACAACCAGUAUUCAAACAUGUUAAUUUAACACAGGCAGCUUUACGGGAACACACCAAAUUACAGAAAAAACUGUACCUGAAACGUGUUAAAGAAGAUAAGAACAUAACAUUGACUAAACCAAACAAGAAUUCUAUCUUACUGAAGGUUGAAUCAUGUCGAAAGAGAAAUCGAGACGAUGACAAAGAUAAUGAGUGUCCACAGAAAGUAAAAAAGCAUUCAUCUAAUGAAGAAGUGAAAGCAUUGUUAGAAAAGAGAUCUUCUCCUUACCAUUCUUUGAAACCAAUACAGCCCCAGUAUUCUAAUACAAUACAAGCUCCUUAUGGAUCAGAUUAUAGGAUGUUUCCACAAGAAAUACCAAUACUACCAUACGGGGAAGGUGAAGAUACUACACUUACAACUGAAAGUCAGUAUAUAACAGAUGACAGGGAGGAGGACAAUGGUAAUAAUGUCAAAUGGCCUUUCUAUUCUAAUCCUGGUUAUUUAUUUUCACCAUCAGUUAUGGGAGGUUUUUAUAAUUCAAUGCCACCAACAGAUGACCAUACUGUUACUUGGCCUGGUCCUAUUAUUGCUGGAAAGUUAGUUAAAGAGGAAGAAGGUAGUACUGAAUCAGUGGAGUCUACUCCAACAGAAGAUACUAGUUCAACAGUCCCGUCUCUAAUGGAUAGUAAACCAAAUAAACGAGAGAAACAUAGAUAUAGUAAAUAUAGUAAAUAUUUAAAGAAAUCUGCAAGGAAUUCAGCAUCUGGUUUUCAAUCUACAAGUCAAGUAAAUGCCAGUCCAAAAAUCUCCAAAUAUGAUUUGAUGAGAUAUGAGAUGCCAAUCCAAUCAAGAAAACAAGUGUUAAAAAAAGAUAAAGAAUUUUUGAAUAAUAACCCAUCUGCUUUGUUAUGUAAAGAACAACUAGAUUGUUUGGUUCAUGAUUUAGAUACUGUUUCUUGUAAAAAGGAAAACAGUACAAAAGAAGAAAUGAUGAAAUUGGGACAACAAUUACAAGCUCAUAUGGAAUCUUCAGUGUUAAAGGAAUUUGGUACUGCAUCAAUGGAGGAAUCAAAAAAUAUUGCCACGUUAGAUACUAAUGAAACUUGUUCUAAUACUAGUGAUGUAGACUUUAAACAAGAUUCUAGUGUCACAUCUGACAAUAGUGACAAAAACACUAGUGACAGUACUCCUAGUGAACACCCAAGUGACUCAUUCAGCUCUGUGAAGGAAUCUGAUGGUUCAGACAAACCAUGUGUAUCAAAAGCCAAAAAGAUAAAGCCAGCUAAAGCUGAGUUUCAUGAUAAACUGUUUAUAGAGAUAACUGAAGAAAUGUUGACUGAUGAUAUAGACUUCUGUCUUAAUUUUAAUAGUGAAGAUGACUUAAAUCUGAUAGGACAGUACUCAAUGUAAUAUCAACUCUUAAUGUUUCUUGACUCUGAAAAGUGCUAAAGUUACCAUGAAACCAUAUUUGUAAGCUUACAGUUUAAUAAAAAUUAAACUU
Messenger RNA from Lottia gigantea (owl limpet), 2752 nucleotides. RefSeq lists its product as hypothetical. NCBI's taxonomy places the organism in Eukaryota, Metazoa, Mollusca, Gastropoda, Lottiidae. The transcript has 15 exons. The record is from RefSeq and is a predicted model, not a curated record. The coding region runs from base 1 to 2661 and encodes 886 amino acids.